UAUGGAGGGCUUAAAAAAGGAGAUUUAUCGGCAAUGGGCAAAUUUGAAAUUUCUGUCCCCACUUUUAAGCAGCUUCCUCGGUUUGACAGCAGAGGCACUGCGAUCGACUGGGAUACUACAUUUUCAUUCAGUACAACAAUGAGUCGUGGUAGAAAUUGCUUUGUACCUGGCUGUACAAGUGGGAAUCCCAAUAAAAACAAGGCAAAUAAAGAACGGGGUGAAAGAAACCCAAGCCUUUUCAAAGCUCCUAAUGAUCCUAGCUUGCUACAGCAGUGGCAAAAGGCGAUACCCAGAUCAGACAAGACACUUAGCAGCAAAGAUGCUGUUUGUGAACUACAUUUAUCGCUUGAGGGGGCGAAAUUUUCUGUAAAAGCUUUUUAAAAUCUGUCCUAGGAAUCUACUAAGAACGUCGAUUUUUGAAAAUUUAUCUCUUAAAAGGGUUAUAUUAGGGGUGAAAAUUUGUACAAUUUUUUAAAAUCGGUUCUAGAUGUAGUAAUUUCAUAAAGUA
Molecule: messenger RNA, 508 nt
Organism: Sitophilus oryzae (rice weevil)
Lineage: Eukaryota; Metazoa; Arthropoda; Insecta; Coleoptera; Curculionidae
Exons: 3
Coding region: 34-381 (115 amino acids)
Source: RefSeq, a predicted model, not a curated record